This is a messenger RNA of Cyclocybe aegerita, 534 nucleotides long. The record is from the annotation of a GenBank genome assembly. Lineage: Eukaryota; Fungi; Basidiomycota; Agaricomycetes; Agaricales; Hemipholiotaceae.
AUGCCACCAAUACGCGACAAGUUCAAUAUUCAUUCGAAAGCUGUCGUCUGCCAGGAUGUUGAGUUGAAAGGAGACAUAACGAUUGGCUCUGGAACGAUUGUUCACCCCAAAGCCACGAUAUUUGCCAUCGCAGGACCGAUUGUCAUUGGCAUGGGUUGCAUCAUCGAGGAAGGCGCAAUCAUCGUCAACAGACGGAAGGAGGUGAUGCGAAUUGGGGAUGACAAUCUAUUCGAAAUCGGUUGUCGGAUCGAAUCUCCGUCGGUAGGGAAUUUCAACACGAUAUCUACGCGUGCUCGGGUGCACCACACAGUUCGGAUAUCCUCGUACUGCGUCGUCGGUGCGGGGUGUCUCCUCGUUCCCACAGAAGAUCAAGUUCUCGAAGAUUAUACCGUCGUCUACGGUCCGGCCGCAGAACAAAGGACGUGGAGUGGAAGGGGUAAAGUGCAGGAAGCUGAUUUGAGACGGAAACACGCCGAGUACUUGAGGGAAAUGCUUCCCAAGUUCAACAGGUUACGACGAGGAGAUGGCGCUUAG